UUGUUUCUGUUUAUGAUUAAAUUAUUUUUCAAUAUCGAAUAAAAAAAUACAUAAAUAUUCUAAAGUUAAUGGACUGAAAGCUUUCCCACAACUACAAAUCUCUCUGAUCACCACCUCCUCUUUACUUCCAAGUCUUCCUACAUAAAUGACUAGUCUGUUAUCUUCUCCAACAAAUAAUUCACUUCCUUUCCUUCCCUUCCCUUCACAUCUUUCCCUUUUUUACUCUUUUCUUAAAGCAUUGUUUUAUGCUGCGGUUCAGUCCUCCCCUCAUCUUACUUACCUUCAAAAAUACUUUUUCAAAAACAAACAAAAUAAAUUGCACAACUCCCCUUUCUUUUCUACCAUUUCAGUUUUCUUUUGUUGUGCAUGUUUUCUCAUCAUUUGGCUUCAAAUUUGAAGAUUGUGGUUAUGAUCUCUUCAUUCUUCUUCUAGUGAAAUUGCAAAUUCCAGAGGCCCCAAUUGCCCACCCUUCUAUAUUGGGAUCAAUAUGCCUUUUGGAUUAGUUUCAGCUUGGAGGAAGAGAAGCAGCAAAUUACAGGAAAUCAAAGAUCAAUGGACAUAUAAGCCUCUAGAAGAGUGGAACCUGAAAGAUCAGAGCUUGAGCUUUGGAAGGAGAAAGUGCUCAGUGGCUUUCACUCUGAAGGAAAUGGAAGAAGCAACGAAUUCUUUCAGUGAGAGGAAUUUGAUCGGUAAAGGUGGAUUCGGUCGUGUUUAUAAAGGAAUUCUGGCAAAUGGGCAGAUUGUUGCAAUCAAGAAGAUGGGUCUGCCAGCAUCGAAACAGGCCGACGGAGAGCGAGAAUUCCGCUUCGAAGUCGACCUUAUGAGCAGAUUGGACCACACAAAUCUGGUCGCACUUAUCGGCUAUUGCGCUGAUGGCAAUGCUAGGAUUUUGGUAUAUGAAUACAUGUCUAGAGGAAACCUACAAGAUGUUCUAAAUGGGCUCAGUGAUUUAAAAUUAGACUGGCCUCUUAGAUUAAGUGUAGCGCUGGGAGCAGCUAGAGGCCUUGCUUAUCUUCAUUCAAAUUCUGAAGUUGGAAUUCCAAUUGUUCAUAGAGAUUUCAAGUCCACUAAUAUUCUCCUAAGUGAUACCUUGAAGGCAAAGAUUUGUGAUUUUGGCCUUGCAAAACUAAUGCCAGAAGAUGAGGGUAUACAUGCAACUACCAGAAUGUUUGGAACUUUUGGCUACUUUGAUCCCGAGUAUGCAUCGACAGGAAAGCUCACAUUGCAGAGCGAUGUAUAUGCCUUCGGCGUUGUUCUCCUCGAGCUCUUGACCGGACGCCAAGCUUUAGAGUUGAGCCAGGGCACAGCAGAUCAGAAUCUCAUACUCCAGUUCAGAAAUAUAGUUAAUGUAAGGAAGAAGCUGAGGAAAAUGAUUGAUCCCGAAAUACCUCGCCAGUCGUACACUAUGGAGAACAUCUCGAAGUUUGCAGAUUUAGCCUCGCGCUGUGUCCGUAUUGAGAGCAGCGCACGCCCAACAAUGGAGGAGUGUGUAAAGCUACUCCAACUCAUACGGUUACAUUUUUUGCUCCCAAGGUGGAAGUUUGUGUUGGAAAGUUCCGGUUGCCUGAAAGCAUUGUUUGAUUGCACAAAAUGAAUGUGAAACAUCUCCCAGAUGACUGCAAUUAUUUAUUUAUUUACUUUUAAUUAUUUCUAUCAAUUGUCAGUCAAGGCGUUAUCCAAAUUCAUAAAAACAACCGGUGCGUCUUGAAAUUUUUUCAUUAUUCAGAUUACAAAAAUAUAUGAAGGUCCGUGAAUUGCCAGUAAAUACAGAAAUCCAUCAAAAACAGUAAAAAAAGGAUGUAUACCUGCUCCUAGAAUGUUCAAAUUUUAGAUUGAAGCAAAAAAAUUAAAAAAAAAACGUUUAAAAUAUUGCAAUGAAAAGUUUAUGUACGAUAUGGUCAGAUUAAAAGGAUAAUGGGAAACUUGCUUACCUAGCACAUAAUUCUGAUGUAUUUACAUAUCUCACAUCUAAAUUUUCAUAUUUACAUAAACAGCACUAUGGUGCUUUAAACCUAUGCAUCAAAAGGUGUAAUUUCACUUUGAUAAUAUUGCUAUUUUCUGAUGUGAUGGAAAAGAUUUGAGUGUUAUGUGUGUAAAUAUGAUAUUUUAAGCCUGAG
This is a messenger RNA of Phalaenopsis equestris, 2117 nucleotides long. RefSeq names its product probable serine/threonine-protein kinase PBL28. NCBI's taxonomy places the organism in Eukaryota, Viridiplantae, Streptophyta, Magnoliopsida, Asparagales, Orchidaceae. Bases 488 to 1594 code for a protein of 368 amino acids. The transcript has 9 exons. Gene Ontology annotation, biological process: protein phosphorylation. Gene Ontology annotation, molecular function: ATP binding; protein kinase activity. The record is from RefSeq and is a predicted model, not a curated record.